Tauraco erythrolophus (red-crested turaco) is the source of this 1203-nucleotide messenger RNA. NCBI's taxonomy places the organism in Eukaryota, Metazoa, Chordata, Aves, Musophagiformes, Musophagidae. The record is from RefSeq and is a predicted model, not a curated record.
GAAGUUUGCAGUGUCUACAAAAAUUCCUGACACUAAAUGGUGUCAGAAGUGUUGUGUUGUAAGGAAUCCCUACACAGGCCACAAGUACCUUUGUGGAGCACUACAGUCUAGCAUUGUUUUGUUAGAAUGGGUUGAACCAAUGCAAAAAUUUAUGUUAAUCAAGCACAUAGAUUUUCCUGUACCUUGUCCACUGAGAUUGUUUGAAAUGCUGGUAGUCCCUGAGCAGGAAUUCCCUUUAGUUUGUGUUGGUGUCAGCAGAGGAAGAGACUUCAAUCAGGUGGUGAAGUUUGAGACCGUCAACCCAAAUUCUACCUCUUCAUGGUUUACAGAAACAGACACUACAGAGACAAGUGUUGUGCAUGUAACACAGUUGGAGAGAGAUACCAUUUUGGUGUGUUUGGAUUGCUGCAUAAAAAUAGUGAAUCUGCAAGGCAGGUUAAAAUCCAGCCGCAAACUGUCAUCGGAGCUCACGUUUGACUUUCAGAUUGAAUCAAUAGUUUGUCUACAAGACAGUGUGUUAGCCUUCUGGAAACACGGCAUGCAAGGAAGGAGUUUUAGAUCAAAUGAGAUCACACAAGAAAUUUCUGAUAAUACAAGGAUAUUCAGGCUUCUGGGAUCUGACAGGGUCGUGGUGCUGGAGAGUAGGCCGACAGAUAACCCAACAGCCAACAGCAAUUUAUAUAUUCUGGCAGGGCAUGAGAACAGUUACUGAGAAUAGUAGGUGGGCAGGCAACUCACCGUGCCAAGAGAACACUCCUGCUGCAGCAGCAUCCAUGCCUGGCUGAAAUUGCACAAAAGCUGCAGUAACCCGACUUCAGUUACUUUAUAAUUUAUUGUGGCAUGAGAGGAAGACAAGAAUUGUUUGUGGUAUGGACACAUAAUCCUUAUGAUACCACAGAAGUUUUUUAAUUUACUGUUAUGUAAUCUUUGUACAUAUGCAGUAUUUUUCAGUGAAACUUCUUGCUGAAGACCUACACUGACUUUCUGUAGAUAGCAGUCCUCCUGUUAAGUACAAGUGUCUCACCUGUACAGAUGUAAAAGUCGCUGAGGAUGCAAAAAUGAAAUCGGGGUACUAUUUUAGGACUUCUCAUGUGUUUAUUAUAAAGUGGGAUGCUAGCAACAAAUAUAGUACAUUUAACAAUGCUAUUGUAUUUUAUUAUAUGUAAUUUACUAAUACAAAUAAAUCUUAACUUUUAGAAAUUG